GUUUCCUAGAAAAAGGUUAGUUCACGGUAACCUGCUGCGUUUUGUGGCAGCGUUAGGAAAAGGAAUUAACACAGGCAGAUGAUUUACACAGGGAUUAAUGUUAGUAGGGAUUAAUGCUAGCAGGGAUUAAGACAGGCAGAGGAUUCACACUGCCAGGUGUUAACUUAAACAGAGACUAGCACAGACAGAGGCUAGUAGAGACAGGCAAUUUACAUUCUCUUAAACUACUUUAAAAAAUGAAUAGGCCUGCUCCUUUCUGGCACCCUGAGAAAAAAGAAGAGAAAAAGAAAUCUCGUCCAAGGAAAUCUAACUCUCUGCUAGCCGAAUCCCUAGAGCUGGCCCGUGACCUCUACGACCCCUGGUACAAAAGGUUUGCGCCUGUUUACCCUGAUCACGAAUUUUACCGACCAACGAAACCUUAUGGGUCACCAUUGUCAAGGUCAUCCAGUUGGUCAUCGUCUGAGUCUAGCGCUCCCACCUCACCAACGUCAUCCACGGAUUUGCCUUUCCAAAGCCGAAUUUUCAAAUAUAAUAAAUAGAUGUAGUUAGAAGAUAAGUCCUAAUUUCUAAAGUAGUUUAAUAUAAUCUUCACGUAUAUAAUAAUAUGAAGAGGAUAGAGAUAGCUUAAUAUUUUGUUGAAUUGUGUUUUUUAGAAAGUUGUAGAAUAGUGGUACGUUAAAUAACACUGGUUUUUACAUAUUAAAGUGUUUGUUAUUAUUUCCAAUAUUUAAAUUGGUGAAAUGAAUAUGUUUACAAAACUUGCUUACAGAUUAUAUCUUCAGUUUAUCGUAAACGCAAAGCCAUGUUUGUUAUUUAUUUAUAAUGAAAAUAUAGCAAACAUUUUUCUAUUACAUGUAGUGAUUUGCAAAAUUC
Messenger RNA from Physella acuta, 873 nucleotides. RefSeq lists its product as uncharacterized. The record is from RefSeq and is a predicted model, not a curated record. Lineage: Eukaryota; Metazoa; Mollusca; Gastropoda; Physidae.